Penicillium antarcticum is the source of this 624-nucleotide messenger RNA. RefSeq lists its product as uncharacterized. Lineage: Eukaryota; Fungi; Ascomycota; Eurotiomycetes; Eurotiales; Aspergillaceae. The transcript is spliced from 2 exons. Bases 1 to 624 code for a protein of 207 amino acids. The record is from RefSeq and is a predicted model, not a curated record.
AUGUAUUUCUCCAAGAUUGCUAUCUCACUUGGCCUCCUAGUCACCUCCACCAGUGCUGCUCCUAGUUCAUUCCCGCAGCGCUCAACCGUCGUCGCUCGAGAGAUCAUUGACUACGGCGUCUCUCCUCUGAGCGCUGCGGAUAUUGAGAAGCGCGAAAUCAUAGAUCUGGGUGUCAGCAAUGCUGGCCCCGAUGAUCUCGAGAAGCGUGACAAGAGCAACUAUAUCUCCAGCUGUGGCAAGAACUGGAUGCCCAUCGCGGACGACAAGAGCAAGAGUCACUCCGGCUACCAGUCGGCCGUCGAGCAGUAUUGCUACCACGUCACGCACAGCCAGGAUGGUUUAUCCACUGUUAUUGGUGCUGGGCAAAAACACGCUGCCAUCGUCAAAAGUGGGUAUUACCUGAAAGGUGAUAUUCCUGCCGCCGUGGACUUUGAAAUCCACAACAAGAUGAAGGAUGGUGACCACGUUCCGAACCAGACGGACUGCGAGACAUAUCUCAUGAAGAUGGCUGAUUCAAGCUCCAGUUGCUACGGUAGCAACAACAAGGACACCAAGGGUGGCACCUGGCAGAUUGGAAGCGACGACGUUAGCUACCAUGCUCUUCCCAAGUCCAAUGCUACCUAA